UGUCCAAACGAUGCUGUAAAAUAUUAUACAGUGGAUACACAUGAUGUUAAAUCAAAUCUCGCAUGAUUGGAGUGCACUUUAUUUAGUUUUAUUGUUAUAAUAGCCCAAUGGGAUGCAUACAGUUUCAUUUCUUAAUUUGUAUCUUAAGGAAGGGGAUGUUAACUACUUGAAAAUGACUAUUGGACAAGCGAUGUUAUCCCGGAGACCAUCCAUAGUCCUGGCUCUUUACAUUCUGGUUUCAUGCAUCAGGAUAAAUGGUGCAGUACUGGUGUCACACAUUUGCAAUGAAGUAUCUGGCAACUCAGAUCAAGUUAAUCUACAGGUUACCAUAAAUAAUGCGUCAACGAUCUUUAAGGUCUACGCCUUCCAGGCAGCUGCCGGCGACACUACAAAGUCAGCAAACAGAAUUACCGAUUCGGCAUGCAUUAAGACCGCUGCCGAAUCUAUAGUUUACGAUUUUACUGUUACGACAACGGAUGCGUCUCAUGCAUGCGGUAUAUCUGUGGCAACUGAAGACGGUACUCAAAUUGUGAAGUUUGUAUUUCGAAUAUAUGCGUACACCGAUGACGUAAAUUCCGGCGAUGAUUUGUCUUAUGAAGCGCCAUGUAGAAUGGACGCUCUGACGGGGUCCACCGUAUCCACUGGCCAACUGGAUACCAGUGCUCGUGGGAAUGUGGUUCUUCAACGACAGCUCAUUGGAGCUUAUUUGCGAGUGCGGCAUAAACGCAACAAUUUAGAAGUCGAUAUAGCAAAAGUUGGUGAUGAAGUUUUCCUGUCAGUAGAAUUCUACCCGGAACUUUCGUUAGGUCCCGACCUCUACGGUUCUUCCUUCACGGUGGCGUUUCCAGGCAUCGAUCCUGUAGACGGUACGACAUCAAGCGAACUGUAUAUCCUACUUUAUCCUAGAUACGCAUUUACGACAGUGGUUACUGUAACAACAAAAUACGGAGAAGACAAGUAUUUUCUCGAAGGUGGUGUGCUAGAAAAAGUCCCCAUUCCUUCAGAUCUGAUGGGUUGCUCAGACGGUAAAUGUUCAGAUGGUGUUGCCGAAAUAACAGAUAAAGGUGUGCUGAUAGAGACAGAUCUCCCUGGGCUAGAGAUAGGAGUGGUUGUAUGUAGUACUGAGACUGGUAAUGCCGACUGCUAUACAGCCUACCCCGAUGAUAUAUUAGGAAUAGAUUACGUCACAACCUCAAUGCCAGCUGAGAAUGAAUAUUCUGAAAUAAGUAUAGCUGCACAGGCAGAUGGCACUACAGUUACUAUUGAUAUCCCAGAUCACUAUGCACAUAUAAUCACCUUAAAUAACACGUCAACCGAUGCAGGCGGGAGCAUAACUAUUUCACUAGACAGGGGAAUGGUUUUUCAUCUGGCACAAACAUCAGCGACAGCAGAUAGAUCAAAUGUGAACGGUUAUCACAUCACGUCUGAUGCACCUGUAUCUGUUAUAAGCGCUAACCGAAAUUUCAACAACGGUCACAUGGCAACACCAAUUUCUCCAACAACCAAGUUCGAUACAGAGUACGUUCUUCUCCCUUACAAGGAAAAUGGAGCUGUGACAACCUUUAUCAUACAACCCGUACAAGAAGGACGCAGUUACUGGUUUCUUAGCAAAGUGUCACGGAUGGUAGCAUUGUCAUCGAAAACAAAGUUAGAUUAG
Mercenaria mercenaria is the source of this 1657-nucleotide messenger RNA. RefSeq lists its product as uncharacterized. Lineage: Eukaryota; Metazoa; Mollusca; Bivalvia; Venerida; Veneridae. The record is from RefSeq and is a predicted model, not a curated record. The transcript is spliced from 9 exons. Bases 113 to 1657 code for a protein of 514 amino acids.